CCCUUCUUGCGGGGACACCGCGACCCCGCAGGGGACUCCCAAGCCAAGGUGCCUCCUCCCCGCGCCUUGGUUCCGCCCGCGCGUCACGUGACCGCAGCGCCUACUUGAGCGGAGGAGCCGCCGCGGCCCCUCACCGAGUCCCCUCGCCAGGUUCCCUCCGUCGCCGCCAAGAUGAUGUGCGGGGCGCCUUCCGCCACGCAGCCGGCCACCGCCGAGACCCAGGACAUCGCCGACCAGGUGAGGUCCCAGCUUGAAGAGAAAGAAAACAAGAAGUUCCCUGUGUUUAAGGCCGUGUCGUUCAAGAGCCAGGUGGUCGCGGGGACAAACUAUUUCAUCAAGGUGCACGUCGGCGACGAGGACUUUGUACACCUGCGAGUGUUCCAACCUCUCCCUCAGGAAAACAAGCCCUUGACCUUAUCUAACUACCAGACCAACAAAGCCAAGCAUGAUGAGCUGACCUAUUUCUGAUCCUGACUUUGGACGGGGCCCUUCAGCCAGAAGACUGACCAUUAAAGUGAUCCUCCGUCUACCAGAGCGUGCACUUUCGAUCCUAAAAUAAGCUUCAUCUCCGGGCUGUGCCCCUCGGGGUGGAAGGGGCGGGAUUCUGCAGCUGCUCUUGCAUUUCUCUUCCUAAAUUUCAUUGUGUUGAUUUCUUUCCUUCCCAAUCGGUGAUCUUAAUUCCUUUCAGAAUAUUUUCAAAAUGGAUAUAUUUUUAAAAUCCUUACA
This is a messenger RNA of Nomascus leucogenys (northern white-cheeked gibbon), 726 nucleotides long. It is a transcript of the gene CSTB, whose product is annotated as cystatin B. NCBI's taxonomy places the organism in Eukaryota, Metazoa, Chordata, Mammalia, Primates, Hylobatidae. Gene Ontology annotation, molecular function: cysteine-type endopeptidase inhibitor activity. Gene Ontology annotation, cellular component: cytosol. The record is from RefSeq and is a predicted model, not a curated record.